AUGGGGAAGAAUAAGUUCAUUGACAAGAAGAAAUCCGCCACAUACCAAAUACUCGCCCGUGAUACUUCCGACCCGAAUUACUCAUCCGGGCCAUCCGGCGACAGAGUUUUCGUCAGAGUCGAUAACAACCAAUAUCAAGUUGAAGGCUUUUCCGACGACGAGGAGAAUGAGCAUUAUCAAAAUGACGCCGUCCCAGCUGACGACCCCGAUUCUAUCUUCGCCGAUGCACCGGAUGAUUACGGGUAUGGAUCUUCCCGGAGUACAAGCAGAACCGGGUCAUUGUUGCCGGACCACAUUAGAAAGGAGAUACUCGAGCUCGGCUUUCCGGACGAUGGAUACAAUUAUUUACUUCAUCUGAGAGAGAUUAAGAAUUCCGGUGCCGGGUCCUUUUAUUAUGAGAAUCCUAAAGCUAAAUUUGAACCUCUUCCCCCUGAUGUGAAGGCUUAUAAUGCAUCAAAGGUAGAAAUUGCAAGAGUUAAGGAUGAUUCCGAUGAGACAUCAAUGUAUGCUGUUGCAUCCAAGACUCUGAAUGCAAAGGUUGAGAAAGUGGUUGAUGACGACAUAGCGGCCUUGCUGGAUGACAGUGACUUUGGUUCUGACGUGGAGGACUUGGAAGAGGACUUUGUGGUUAAGGCAAACCUUCCUGAAGCCGCAGUUGAUCUAGAACUUGAUAAAAAGCUCAAAUUGCUUGAGCAACCAAAGAAAAAGAGUGUAGAAAUGAAUGCUGUGGCUGUUUCUGGUAAAUCCGAAUCCUUGGUGGAAUCUAGAGACGAGAAGCCAAGAGCUCGCCGUCCUUUAGAUGAGCAGUUUGACCUGCUUGAACUUCAAGAAUAUGGGACUGAAUCGGAAGAGGAGAAUGGUUAUUAUGAUGAUUUUGAAGAAGAUGACAUGCGGGAAUCCCUUGCUGAAAAGCUUAAUCAUGCUUUGAAAGAUCGCCCUGUUGAUGGCACGGGUAGUAAAUAUGUUCAUUCAGGUUUUUUGCAAGACAAGCAGAAACUGGAAGACGUAGAGUCACCAGAAUCUACUGCUGAUGUUAUUCAGAAGUGCAAGGAAUAUGCAGAAGUUUAUGAAAAUGAAAGUGAAGAUGAAAAGGAGGUGGUUUUCAUGGAAAGUAGUGAUGAAUCAGAAGAAUGGGACUGCGAGACAAUUGUUUCUACAUAUUCAAACCUUGAUAAUCAUCCUGGAAAAAUUGAAACUCCAGGAAUAAGAAGAAAAAAGAAGCUGACAGAAGCAUUUUCUGGAAACCUGAGUUCCUCAGAAAAAAUAAUUGCUCUUAAAGGGAAAGAGAAGCUUCCUGUAGACUUUUUGCCUGGUGGUAGAAAAGCUGCUGGGGAUAAGGCGAAGGAUGCAAAUGUUUCCAAACCUGACCCAAUCAAAAGAAAACAACAUGGUCAGGAGUCAAAGGAAGAAAAGAAAGAGCGCAAGGCUGCUGUAAAGGAAGAACGGCGCGAGGCACGCAAAAUGAAAAAAGAAAUUAAGGGUCUUUACAAGAGUGAGGUGCAGCGUGCUCAGAGGUUUGCUGCAGUUGCUGGUCCAUCUUCUGUUCAUAUAAUUCUUUGGCUGAUUGUCCAGGCUGAGUUCUCGAUUUUUAUGAUGAAUGGAUUGGAGCUUGAAGUUAAUUCUGAGGCUUUCUGA
This is a messenger RNA of Oldenlandia corymbosa var. corymbosa, 1635 nucleotides long. The record is from the annotation of a GenBank genome assembly. NCBI's taxonomy places the organism in Eukaryota, Viridiplantae, Streptophyta, Magnoliopsida, Gentianales, Rubiaceae.